Messenger RNA from Neospora caninum, 1602 nucleotides. RefSeq lists its product as hypothetical. The transcript has 3 exons. The record is from RefSeq and is a predicted model, not a curated record. Lineage: Eukaryota; Apicomplexa; Conoidasida; Eucoccidiorida; Sarcocystidae. The coding region runs from base 1 to 1602 and encodes 533 amino acids.
AUGCACGGUGCCAGCGAGCCGGUAGCAGGCACAAUUCGAUUUCUCGUCCGGCCUGCUGACCCUAGGCUGGUGUCGUCCAGCUUCUGGACGAAACUGCGAAAAGGGUUCAUGCGGUUGCUGCAAAAAGAGAAAGACAACCGGGAAUGGAUCCCCGUACAUGCAUAUCUACCUCCUGACGAGCCACCUGCAGCUCGUACGACAUCUCGCGAAGCGUCUGGCUUUUUCGCCAAGAUUUUGAGCAGAGAUGAGGUCGACGAGGACCAAGCGUUCCUGGCUCUUGGUGCGCGUCUUCCACAAGGGUUUAACGCUUCAUUCGAAUUGGAAAAACGUCCGAAUGGGGAACUCGAGUGCGUGAAGUCUCCCUGGGUAGCGAACGUUCAUGUUGAGGCCGUACGCGGCGUCACAAGUCCGGAAGGGGUCCCCUUCUAUGAGGCUGAAGUUAGGUAUGACGACGAUCAGGAGACGGGAGACGAAGCCGUAGCCAACUUGCCGGCCCACAUUCCUCUCACCCCUAAUACUAAAGUUUUCAAGAGGGGAAUGUCUCAAAUAAAACCCGAAGCGGGACUGGAUGCGUCGCUCGUCUGCCAGGCAGACGGCCGACCGCCGAUCUUUGUUACAGAUGAUGAUGAGGAACAGGAAAUGCCUGAACUGCAGCCAGGCCCCUGGAGCGUUUCUGUGAUUGUAAAGUCGAAAGUGAAUCCUCUCACGUCCUAUGGACGGUCCUACUACGUAGAAAUAAUCGACAACGUCUCUGUCACUGUGCCCCCGCAGCGCAUCUUGCCUCUGUCGUUUCCUGGUCCCAUGCAUCUCAACACUCUGCUCCAACUCGAGCUUGCCGUUGCUGCUGGGCAUCUAUUUGAGAAUGCAAGACUCACAGAGGCUGCAAAAGGCAUGCCAGCCCGCUGUAAACUUGUACGGGAGGCCUUGUACGUCCACCCCGUUGUGCUCGACUGCCCUCUGUGGCACAUAAAGUCACAGACGGAGAAACAAACAACGGUCUUGCAUUUAAAAACCUCCGUGGAGCCGAAAGUGCCUACCGCGGAGGAGGCGGCUGUUCUACGCACCAUCUCUCAACAAGCUCUGCACGAGUUCGCCGAGGGCACCGCCGCGAACAAGAGUCCCCUCAGUCUGAAGGCGCAGCGCGACGUUCUCAACGUGGAGGUUGAUAUGAACGACCUCAGCUCAGAUGCGAAGCAGCAGCUGAAAAAUCUUGCGUCCGGUUCCGGUGAUCGUUUGCAGUUCAAACUUGAGGGCCCUGCAUUUGGCAACAUUUUCGGAGAGGGAGAGUCGCGCUCCACUGAGGCGCAGGGCGCCGCGGAUCCUGGCCUUGUACGCCACAUCUACCGCUCAACAGUAACGGAACCGUACCAAGAAGCAAAGAGGAAUCUCGCGAAAAAUCUCGCGCUUGCUAUGGGCUUCGCUUUGCUCUUCAAUGGUGGACUAAAGCUGUGGAGUUGGUGGCAGGACGACAAGGCAACACGGCGGAAACUGGCGCUGAUUGAAGCUGGUCGAGACGAGCAAAAAUUCGAACCAAAGUAUCUAGUGAAGCCCGCGCAGGCGACUGAUGUGUUCCCGGAACCGGUGCCAGACGGCAUGAUGUAA